AAAUUAGCCUCAUUUAAGUAAUAUUUAAAGUUUGUUCACCUCCAUGAAAACAUCUAAACAUUGGAGAAUGUAUAUCUCAUCCCAUGUAUUACUAUUGAUUUUUUCUCUUUUGUCUCAAGGGCCUUUGCUUUCUGUUUCAAAGUCUAUGCGAAAAGCAGAAGAUAAUAUGCUGCUAAGCACAUUCAGCCUUGGAAAGAUAACACAGAAAGGUGACAAAGCUGGAAAGUCUCUGCCUGCAUCUUCUUUUGAGCAUUAUAAAAUGGAGGACAGCAGUUUUCUGGAUGAAGACCGUAAUCCACAUUUCUCAAAUAUAGGUUAUAAACAUCAUGUCAUAAACUACGGCCAGCCACAGAGCUUAAGUGUUAACAAGCUUCCUUAUUUUGAAUUGGAGGGACCUAUGACUUUUCCAUCAAAUGCUGAGGUUGAAAAUAUUGAAUCAAUACAAGAACGGCGUGAGACAGGAAGUGAUGAAAACUCAGCUAACUUGCCUAUCGGAAGAAGAGAUUUUGAUAUGCUCAGAUGUAUGCUGGGAAGAGUGUAUCGACCUUGUUGGCAAGCCUAAAACGACCCUGAAGUGCAUCACUUGGAAGAGACAAACCCUU
Pantherophis guttatus is the source of this 602-nucleotide messenger RNA. It is a transcript of the gene PMCH, whose product is annotated as pro-melanin concentrating hormone. Gene Ontology annotation, biological process: chemical synaptic transmission; behavior. NCBI's taxonomy places the organism in Eukaryota, Metazoa, Chordata, Lepidosauria, Squamata, Colubridae. Gene Ontology annotation, molecular function: type 1 melanin-concentrating hormone receptor binding; melanin-concentrating hormone activity. The record is from RefSeq and is a predicted model, not a curated record.